CCCUACUUCCUUCACGUACCAAGACAUCAAGGACAGACCUGCUCUCUGCUCAGCAUCCUCCCUGCUGCCAUCUGAGGAGGCCCUGGGCCACGCCUUCUUGGACUCAGGCCUCUACCUUUCUAUUGUCUCCAUGUCUCUGAGAGUCUUGGCCUCUGUAACCCAACCCCUAACCCCCAGAAUGUUCCUCCUGCUGACAGCACUUCAAGUCUUGGCUAUAGGCAUGACACAGAGCCAAGAAGAUGAGAACAAGAUAAUUGGUGGCUAUACGUGCACCCAGAACUCCCAGCCAUGGCAAGCAGCCCUCCUGGCAGGCCCUGGGCGUCGCUUCACCUGUGGAGGGGCCCUGCUUUCAGACCAGUGGGUCAUCACUGCUGCUCACUGUGGCCGCCCGUCCCUUUGGGUAGCCCUAGGCAAGCACAACCUCAGGAGGUGGGAGGCCACACAGCAGGUGCUGCGCGUGGCUCGCCAGGUGACAUACCCCAACUACAACUCCCGGAAACAUGAAAAUGACCUGAUGCUGCUGAAGCUGGAGAAGCCUGCCCGGCUGGGGAGGGCAGUGAAGACUAUCCCCAUUGCCCAGUCGUGUGCCAGCCCUGGGACCCUCUGCCGUGUGUCGGGUUGGGGGACCACAUCCAGUCCUAUUGUCAGGUACCCCACCGCUCUGCAGUGCGUGAGCAUCUACAUUGCCCAGAAUCAGACAUGUCAGCAGGCCUACCCUGGAGCCAUCACUGCUGGCAUGGUCUGUGCAGGGGUUCCCCAGGGCGGGAAGGACUCGUGUCAGGGUGACUCUGGGGGACCCCUUGUGUGCGGAGAGCAGCUUCAGGGCCUCGUGUCCUGGGGAAUGGAGCGCUGUGCCCAGUCUGGGUACCCUGGCGUGUACACCAACCUGUGCAAGUAUCAAAACUGGAUCCAGGAGGUGAUGCGGUCAUCCCCAUGACUGCAUGUUGCUGCCCUCACUGGCCUCCCCAGGCUUCCUCUCUCCUCCCAAGACCCUGGAGCCCUGCCCCUAGCACUCUAACCCUUACCCCUGGGUCUGGCUCUCCCUUUAUCAGAACAGUUGCUCUAGGAUUUUUCUCUCCACUCAUGCCUCCCACUCUAGCAUCACCACUGUUACUCAAGACCCUGUAGGCACAGCAGGCAGGAGCACAGACACUCCGAACUGCUGUUGUAGUCCAGAGAAGACUAUUUUCAAAAUCCUUAGUGUGUCUAAAAACCAAAUAAACAAUAACUGUAAAAGUG
Messenger RNA from Nycticebus coucang (slow loris), 1239 nucleotides. RefSeq names its product kallikrein related peptidase 14 (gene KLK14). The coding region runs from base 131 to 937 and encodes 268 amino acids. Gene Ontology annotation, biological process: epidermis morphogenesis; proteolysis; seminal clot liquefaction. Lineage: Eukaryota; Metazoa; Chordata; Mammalia; Primates; Lorisidae. The transcript is spliced from 6 exons. The record is from RefSeq and is a predicted model, not a curated record. Gene Ontology annotation, molecular function: serine-type endopeptidase activity.